UCUACAGUGCCUCCAGAUGAUCCCAUAAUUACUGGAGGACCAGUCGUUAGCCUGCGUGCUGGAGACCCACUGAAUUUGACCUGCCAUGCUGACAAUGCCAAACCGGCAGCAUCCAUUAUUUGGAUGCGAGGAGGAGAAGUCAUAAAUGGAGCAACCUAUUCAAAGACUGUCCUCCGUGAUGGCAAAAGAGAGAGCAUCAUGAGCACACUCUUUGUCUCUCCAUCUGAUAUUGAGAAUGGACAGACCAUUGUCUGCCGGGCCACCAACAAGGCAAUUCCUAAUGGAAAGGAGACCUCAGUCACCAUUGACAUUCAACAUCCACCUCUCGUCAAUCUGUCAGUAGAACCUCAGCCUGUCCUUGAAGACAACACCGUCAAGUUUCACUGCUCUGCUAAGGCCAAUCCUGCCGUCACUCAGUACAGAUGGGCCAAAAAGGGUCAUAUUAUAAAAGAAGCAUCAGGCGACUCUUAUGAGACCAUUGUGGACCAUACUUAUUUUUUUGAACCAGUAUCUUGUGAAGUGACCAACGCUUUGGGCAGUACCAACAUCAGCAGGACUGUAGAUGUCUAUUUUGGGCCACGCAUGUUGUCAGAACCACAGUCCCUCCUUGUCGAUCUUGGAUCGGAUGCCGUAUUCAACUGUGCCUGGAUUGGAAACCCAUCUUUGACCAUCGUUUGGAUGAAGCGGGGCUCAGGCGUGGUCCUAAGCAACGAGAACACCUUAACGCUGAAAAACGUUCGCCAAGAAGAUGCAGGGAAAUAUGUCUGCCGAGCAGUGGUUCCACGUGUGGGUGCAGGAGAAAGAGAAGUGUCCCUGACUGUCAAUGGGCCACCUAUCAUCUCCAGCACACAGACGCAGCAUGCGCUUCAUGGAGAGAAGGGCCAGAUCAAAUGUUUCAUCCGUAGCACCCCUCCGCCAGACCGAAUUGCCUGGUCGUGGAAGGAAAACGUCCUGGAGUCAGGAACCUCAGGGCGAUACACGGUUGAAACGGUCAGCACAGACGAAGGCGUGAUCUCCACGUUGACGAUCAGCAACAUCGUCCGAGCCGAUUUCCAGACCAUUUAUAACUGCACUGCCUGGAACAGUUUUGGUUCAGACACUGAGAUCAUCCGUCUGAAAGAACAAGGUACGGAAAUGAAAUCAGGAGCUGGUAUGGAAGCAGAGUCAGUGCCAAUGGCAGUCAUCAUAGGUGUGGCAGUCGGAGCUGGUGUGGCAUUCUUGGUGCUGAUGGCCACCAUCGUGGCUUUCUGUUGUGCUCGCUCACAGAGAAAUCUGAAAGGUGUGGUUUCCGCCAAGAAUGAUAUCCGCGUCGAGAUUGUUCACAAGGAGUCUGCCUCGGGCAGAGAAAACGAGGAACACCCGACAAUCAAACAGUUGAUGAUGGACAGGAGUGAGUUCCAACAGGAUUCAGUUCUGAAGCAGCUGGAGGUGCUCAAAGAGGAAGAGAAGGAGUUCCAGAAUUUGAAGGAUCCCACAAAUGGAUAUUACAGUGUCAACACCUUCAAGGACCACCACUCCACGCCCACCAUCUCUCUUUCAGGUUGCCAGCCUGAGAUGAGACCGGCCAACAAACAGCGCGUGCCUACAGGCAUGUCCUUCACCAACAUCUACACAACGCUUAGUGGGCAGAACCGCCUCUACGACUACAGCCAGCGCUUUGUCUUGGGCAUGGGGAGCAGUUCCAUCGAGCUCUGCGAGCGGGAAUUCCAGCGGGGCUCCAUGAGCGACAGCAGCUCCUUCCUGGACACCCAGUGCGACAGCAGCGUCAGCAGCAGCGGCAAGCAAGACGGUUACGUACAGUUCGACAAGGCCAGCAAGGCCUCGGCCUCUUCUUCCCACCACUCCCAGUCCUCCUCACAAAACUCAGAUCCUAGCCGACCCCUCCAGAGGAGAAUGCAGACCCAUGUGUGAGAAGGGACCUGAGGAGAUGGGAAAUGGAGGAGGCCAGGGGGUGGGGGAAGGAAGAGAAAGCAGGACAGGACAAACCAACCACUGGAGGUGGCCUGAAGCAAGGUUCUGCCACCAGUGAGGGACCCGGCUGGACAUCCACACCUUCUGGGCAGCGGGGAAGCUGUUCCGUAGUUUUAUUUGCACUCGGGUAGCUUUUAAUUCCAGAAAGCAUUUCUCCCUCCUUCUCUAGAGUGAAGACUUCAUGGGCGAAGGGAGUCUAAAUGAGCCUGCAGAUAAAACAGUCCAAGCCAAGAGACGUGCAUCUUUCUUCCCAGGACCUGUUGACCCCCAUUAAGCAGGUGGAGAGAACCUUCGGCAGCUGAACCCAAACUAAUUUUAAGCACAACGUCUGUUUACUUUCGUAGCAGACCAGGCAUAGGGAAAUGGGAACAAAGGAAAGCAAAAGACAACACGCAACUUACUUAGACUGAGACAAAACCCACAAGCUCAGUUUUCCAUCUAUCUCAUACCUGCCUCUUGUUUCAGAGAUCAGCCAGACUUACAAACUCAACCCCACAACAGUACAAACACCCACAGUCUUUAUUGGGACACUAAGGGGAUCUGGUUCCUCCCUCUUUCAUUCUGAAUAAAGUGAGCCACUUGGCCACAUGAUGUUUUGAGAGGGGACAUGGUCUUCCCAUAGAUCAGUCAUUUUGUAUUUUCCAGUUCCUGUGCCCCACAACUCUAGGUGGUGGUAAGCGCUAAACAUGCUAACUUUCUUCUUCAGAUUCCUGUCAACCCCUCUGGCGGUAGUUGCUUCAUGGAGACCAGAUCAUGCUCUUAGUGGCUUCUCUCCUUCCUCUCCCAUUGUGACAACGCUUCCUGACUGUGGACCUUUUGGAAAUGGUGCGCCUUCGAAGCUGUUAGGUUCACCAGCCAACUCCCCUUCCCGAUGCUUAGCGCUAUUUGCAAAACUGUAAUCCCAAAAUGUGUUCUUCGAGCAACCUCAAAGAGUGUGCUUAAUUUAAAGAGAUUCAAAAGGAGGGUGGGGCGGGAAACAGCCAUUGGUGUAACUUAAUGUGCACUGACUCCUGAUUCUGGUCUUUUCUUUUUCAUUUUCUUUCUUUUUUAAAAAAUUAACGUACCUUUUUAAAUUUCUGUUGGAUGUUUCGUGUUCAUAAUAUUACAGUCUGUCUUUGGAGGAGGAAAAAAAAACCCAAUUGGAGUUGAGCACUUUUAAAGAGUCUCUUCUCGACGGAACAUACACAGACGGACGCAUACAUACACGCACAACGAACCUAUUCCGUUGGUCUUGGUGGCAAAGGAAAGAUCAGUCAAUGGAAGGCUCAGCUAUGGGACAAUCGCAGAUCAGGCUCCCCUGAAGGAUGUGACAUGGAGCAGAGGGUGUCUUCUUAUUGCUGCUCAUGCAUUUUCUGCUCUUACCUCACUCACACACCCCUGCCAUCGAUAGCACAAUUAGAAGAUUAAUGCAAGAGCGGUUACAAGCCCUGUUGCCAUGAGUUCAUUUGGAAGCUUGCCAAACCAAAAAAAUAAAUAAAAGGUGUCAAUCCCAAGACAGAAAUUACACAACACAUUUAGAGCAGAGGAGGUGUCUGGAAUGUGGCUUUCUGUGCUGUCGGUUCAGUGUGUAGUGUUAGACAAAAACAAAGCACUCCAGGAAAAUGCCCAGAGGUCACCCAGAGGGUAGCUAGCUUCUACACAGUUGCCCUUGGCUGCCAUCGGCUGUAUUGUCGGUCGAGUGCUCACAAGGGGCUUAAAAAUGUAGACCAUGAGUGGAGAAUGUAUGUCUCUCUCCCAUCUCCUCUAGCCAGCAUAGGAACCAUCAAGGAUGCUAAGAACUGAGAACAACUGGACAGCCACAUGCUCCCCAUCCCUGAUGUAGAUGAUUGUACUGGCCUGGUGUACAUUUGCUGUAUCUUUUCUCCUUGCCGUUGGCCAAGGGUUCUAAACUUUUGAUUUAUUUCUUGCACUAGCAAAGAAAGUAAAAAAAUAAAGAAGAGCCUUGUGGCACCCUGG
Molecule: messenger RNA, 3927 nt
Organism: Pogona vitticeps (central bearded dragon)
Lineage: Eukaryota; Metazoa; Chordata; Lepidosauria; Squamata; Agamidae
Source: RefSeq, a predicted model, not a curated record